AUGGCGCCGUUGGGGAUUGGGUUGGCAUUCUUUUUAGCUGAGCUGACGGGAAUCCCCUUCACCGGCGGCUCCUUAAACCCCGCCCGCUCUCUCGGCCCAGACGUCAUCAACCGCUCCUUCCCGGGGUACCACUGGAUCUACUGGCUCGGCCCCGCGAUGGGUACGGUGAUAGCUGUUGGGUGGUACUUAUUCCUCCGCGCUUUUCAGUUCCAGACAUGUAACCCCGGUCAGGACGCUGAUCAUGAGGAGGUGGUGGUAAUUCACACAGACAGGGACAUGAUGACGGGGACGGGAGCGGGGACGGGAGCGGGGACGGGAGCGGGCGCGCAGCAUCAAUCAAGGGUUUGA
This is a messenger RNA of Histoplasma mississippiense, 348 nucleotides long. RefSeq lists its product with no specific name. Gene Ontology annotation, molecular function: water channel activity. NCBI's taxonomy places the organism in Eukaryota, Fungi, Ascomycota, Eurotiomycetes, Onygenales, Ajellomycetaceae. The record is from RefSeq and is a predicted model, not a curated record. Gene Ontology annotation, cellular component: plasma membrane. Gene Ontology annotation, biological process: transmembrane transport. The coding region runs from base 1 to 348 and encodes 115 amino acids. The transcript has 2 exons.